This is a messenger RNA of Emiliania huxleyi CCMP1516, 743 nucleotides long. RefSeq lists its product as hypothetical. The transcript is spliced from 3 exons. Gene Ontology annotation, biological process: protein phosphorylation. Gene Ontology annotation, cellular component: plasma membrane. Gene Ontology annotation, molecular function: protein kinase activity; ATP binding. NCBI's taxonomy places the organism in Eukaryota, Haptophyta, Isochrysidales, Noelaerhabdaceae. The annotation marks the transcript as partial. The record is from RefSeq and is a predicted model, not a curated record.
AUGGCCAAGGCGCGCGAUGCUGCGGAGAACCCUCCUGCGCCGGUGGAGCUGGGCGCCGAAGAGGUGCUCAGUGCGCUCGAAGCGGCGGUGGAGGUUGGGCGCGGCGGCUUCGGCGUCGUCUAUGCGGUUGAGCUGCCUUCGCUGCCGGGCUGGGGCCGCGUCGCCGUCAAGCGAGCCCUCUCAGGGGUGGAUGCGAGGGAGGUGAUGGCCGAGGUGUCCAACUUGCGGAGGUGCGCGCACCGGGACGUAUUGCCGCUACUCGGCUACUGCGGCGCGCCACGUGCGGCUUGCAUCGUGACGGCGCUCAUGCGAGGCGGCUCGCUCGAUGACCACCUCCUGCUCUCGCCCGACGCGCGGGCGCGGCUGCAGAAGCUCGGCUUCAAGGGCACUCCGGGCCUGUCGUGGUCGCAACGACUCUCGGCGCUCUGCGACGCAGCGAGGGCGCUGGUGCACCUCCACUCGAACAGCAUUCUCCACCGCGACGUGAAGACGGCCAACAUCCUGCUCGACGGCGCGCUGCUGCCGCUGCAUACGGCGGGGGGCGAUAGGCGCGUCUACCCCGAGAUCACCCGAGAUUGCCCUAGGCGCGUCUACCGCGCCUUCCUCUCCGAUGUCGGUCUCGCCAAGGAGCGGGCGGGCGGCUCGAUGACCAUGGCGACCAAUGCUACCAGCGCCUUCUACUCGACCGGCUUCGCGGACCCGAACUUCCUCGACUCGAACCAGCACUCGGCCAAGACGGACAC